Molecule: messenger RNA, 2052 nt
Organism: Nycticebus coucang (slow loris)
Lineage: Eukaryota; Metazoa; Chordata; Mammalia; Primates; Lorisidae
Gene: ZC3HC1
Product: zinc finger C3HC-type containing 1
Cellular component (GO): nucleus
Molecular function (GO): zinc ion binding
Source: RefSeq, a predicted model, not a curated record
CUCGGCUGCCCAGAACGGAAGUUCCCGAGCCUUCAAAGCCGCGGGGAAGCAACUUGCCAACGGACCGAGAUGGCGGCGCCCAGUGAGGGGCAAGCGUUCGUUGCGGGGAUUGAAAAUAAUUGGGGUACAGGCGUUCGUUCUCCAGAAGGGACCCCUCAGAAAGUCCGGCAGCUGAUAGAUGAAGGGAUUGCUCCGGAAGAGGGAGGCGCGGACGCGAAAGAUACAUCUGCUGCAUCCCAGUCAGUUAAUGGAUCACCCCAAGCAGAACAAGCUCCAUUGGAAUCUACAAGCAAAGAAGCCUUCUUUAACAGAGUGGAAACAUUCUCUUCUUUAAAAUGGGCAGGUAAGCCCCCUGAGCUGUCUCCACUUGUCUGUGCAAAAUAUGGCUGGGUCACAGUUGAAUGCGAUAUGCUCAAGUGCUCCAGCUGCCAAGCUUUUCUCUGUGCCAGUUUACAACCAGCUUUUGACUUUGACAGAUAUAAGGAACGAUGUGCUGAACUGAAGAAAGCCUUGUGUACUGCCCAUGAGAAGUUCUGUUUCUGGCCAGACAGCCCCUCUCCAGAUCGAUUUGGGAUGCUGCCAUUGGAUGAGCCCUGCUUCUUGUUAGUGAAUUCCCUGGAUCGUUUUCAAAGCCUUUGUCACUUGGACCUCCAGCUUCCUUCCUUGAGGCCCAGAGGACUUGAAAAACCAUGGUGAUGCUUGUCAGAAGACAAGAUCAGUCUUCUUCUACACCUGCUUGAAGAUGAACUUCAUCACCGAACUGAUGCGAGAAAAACUACAACCAAAUUAGGUUCAGACAUCCAAGUCCACAUCACUGCCUGUAUUCUCUCUGUGUGUGGCUGGGCGUAUAGUUCUUCUUUGGAACCCAUGCAGCUCUCCCUGAUAACAUGUUCACAGUGCAUGAGGAAGGUGGGACUCUGGGGUUUCCAGCAGAUUGAAUCGUCCAUGACUGACCUGGACACAUACUUUGGCCUGGCCAGCUCCCCCAUCGCAGGCCCUGAGGGGCGGCCAGAGAGGUUCCCUCUGGUGCCUGAAUCUCCUCGGAGAAUGAUGACCCGGAGCCAGGAUGCUACCUUUUCCCCAGGCUCAGAACAGGCCGAAAAGAGCCCAGGUCCCAUUGUCUCCCGUACUCGGAGCUGGGACUCUUCCAGUCCUGUUGACCGUGCUGAGCCAGAGGCUGCUAGCCCCACCACCAGAACCCGCCCAGUGACCCGAAGCAUGGGAACAGGAGACACCACUGGCCUUGAAGUACCAUCCAGCCCACUGCGGAGAGCCAAACGAGCUCGCCUCUGCUCUUCUAGCAGCUCGGAUACAUCUUCAAGAAGCUUCUUUGAUCCCACCUCUCAGCAUAGAGAUUGGUGCCCUUGGGUGAACGUCACACCUGACAAAGAAACCAGGGAGAAUGGUGGAGCUGAGCCUGAUGCCAAGGCCCCAUCAGAGCCAGGUUGGAAGGCAGUGCUGACCAUCCUGUUGGCCCACAAACAGUCUAACCAGCCAACUGAAACGGACUCCAUGAGUCUCUCUGAGAAAUCAAGAAAAGUAUUCCGAAUAUUUCGGCAAUGGGAAUCUUUAUGCUCAUCCUGAAAACAUUCCAGCCCCUUCCUGGAGAGAAUAUGAAUGGAAAUGACUUUUUGAAAAAUAAAGUCUAAAUCCAUUUUGGUCAACUGAUACAAAAUUUUUCUCAGUUCUGAUUUGAUCCUAAGGAGCCCCUGCUGUUGAGAGCCAACCCUAUGCAUCUGACUGACAGGAGCCCCAUUUCCAUGCAGGAAGGGGGCAGGGCAAAGGACAGCAAGCCUAGCUCUGUGGAGGAGUACAGGGCUGUGUGACUAGUUGGGGGACCAAGGACCUGAACACCCAUUUCAGCAUCUUCAGUCUACGGCAGUGUUCUGAGGAUACUUCUAUUCCAGGAAUAUGCCAGUGUGUGUUAAUAAAGUAUUUGUUAAAAUUCUUAUUGUUGGAGAACUGUUUUUUCCCUUGCCCGUGGGCUGAAGAAAACUUGAGUGGAACAUUCAGUGUUUAUUUGUGAUUUCAGUCAAAGAGGUCUAAUCUUUC